CGGAAAUAUGUGUUAGUGGAAUUUUAGGAAAUGUAGUUUUGUUUAGUGAUUCGAAUGCGUCUCCAAUUGUGACUAAUUUUUCUAUAAGGGGCGGGUGUGAGUGUCCUGUAUUAUCAUACCAAAUUAAUGUGGUUACAACAGGGAACAUUGGUGUUGCGAGUCGAACUACCUUUUAGGCACUAUAUAGUUAAAAACAUGAGUCCGCUGGCUGUAACACCGCGAGUCGUCAUAGCUCGCUUGCUAUCUACGUAAGGCGAGCAAUUCGAAGGGACGAUAAUUUCCAGCCAUCAUCAGAAGACACCAUCACGAGGGCAGCAGCAGCAGUCCCAGCAAGUAGAAAGUCCCAGUGCUGUUCAUAAUGGGAAAUGUUUCCAUUUGACUUGUUUUUACUGGGCUGCAGUAUUCCGGAAAGACUUAUUGUUUACAGGGUUUUGUGGAAGAACACAACCAAUGAAAAAAGAUCCCGUGUAGAUGCAGUAUUUCAAAGCUGGAAGAACACUGAAAUUUUUUUAACGGGACAACGGAUGAUCAAUGUGUCACUGAGGUGCGGUGCCAGACUUGUGGUUGAAAGGUUCCCUACAACAACUUGCCUUCUACCCGCAUGAUGUUGUCCCGUUUGCAAAGAGUCCUACGGCCCAUUCUCUUUGUAAGGCCAGGAGUAACGUUAGGAAGGGCCAGUGAAAACAGGACACUCACGGCCCGUAAGCCUCUGUCUAUGAUGUUCUUGCAAAGCUGCGACUUCGGUACGCACCCCCACAAGGAACCGAUGGAGCCACUCAACUCUCCGCGAGGAGCCAGGGACUUCAUUUACAGUCUUCAUCCCACAGAGCGAACAUGCUUACUUCGAGAACUUCACCGGUUCGAAUGUAUAGCUAUAGCACAAGAGAAAUUGGAGAUGGCCCCUCCGACCACUGCUCAGCUCAGAUACGUGCUUCUACACAAUGCCAUCCCAUUUGUCGGAUUUGGCUUCCUGGACAAUGCCAUCAUGAUUGUCGCAGGGACUCAGAUUGAAUUAUCCAUAGGAGUGAUCCUGGGAAUCUCCACCAUGGCAGCUGCUGCCCUGGGGAACCUGGUGUCGGACCUGGCCGGACUCGGCCUUGCAGGGUACGUGGAGGCGCUAGCCUGCAGGCUGGGCAUGCAGAUCCCCGACCUCACCCCCAAACAGGCGGACAUGUGGCAGACCCGGGUCAGCUCCCACACCGGAAAAGCCAUCGGGGUUGGCAUCGGAUGCAUUCUGGGAAUGUUCCCGUUGCUCUUCUUCAAGGACGAAGAUGAGAAGAAGCAAGCAGAAGGAAGUGAGCUGUCCACAGUCUCCAGCAGCAACUGAACCCCCCCCCCCCCCCCCUCCUCCCCCUGCACCCCGAGUAUUUACACCCGGACUUCCGUUCUAAGGAAACUGAAAGGACUUAUGGACCACUGUACAACAAACUGUCCAACUGUCGCAAUGUAACUUGUCUCUGUCACAACAGACCUAGGUAAACUGGUAUAAAUGACUAACACUAAAAGCAUGACUCCCUGAUUAUACCAGUGUCUUAUAUUUCUUAAGUAAUAAUAACUGCAACAUUUAAGCAGUACCAAAAAAAAAACAAAGAAAAACAUGCGUUACUUUGGUUUUAUUGUACCUGUCAAUCACUCUAACUGCUUCUUUAAGUUUUUGCCUGGCUCUUGUACGCUUUAACUGGUGACGUCAUGUACUCCUAGCUUAGGUAAACUUCUGAAAUCCUCCGGAUCUUUGACAAAAUGCAGGGACCAGAGUUCUGUUGAAUCAUGUUUCUGCGACUGAAUUACAAAGCUUGAGUUGAUACUGUGGCUGGUAGGAGUUUAUAAUUUUCCCUACUUUAUCACCAACUUAUCAUCUCAGUACACAUCUCCUUUUUAUUUUUCCCCCUUGGGCGCAUGGUGUAUGUACAUUGCUUUUGAUUAGUUUUUUUCUGGGUGGCCGUUCUGUCUUUUCUGUCUAACCAGAUUUGACUGAAAACCACAGUGGACUGCAGUCUUGACCCCAAGCCACCAGAGGGCGGCGUGGACUCAGGUCCUGGAACAACCUAAAGGCAAAGAUAGAUCAGCUGGCUGUACGCACGUUAUUGUCACACUAUAUUGUCUGAAUUCCAGUGUCAUUGUGCCUUAAUGCAGGGGUGACCAGGUGUAUUUAUUAAUUGUUAAAACAUGAAGUCUUAACAUGCUCCUUCAUUUUUGUAAUUGUUUGGCCACGCUGGUUUAACUCCUACCAUAAACCAACGGUGAAUGAGAUCUGAAGUCCCAUAAAUGCCUCUCAUCAUAGUAUAAUCCUUUCAUAUAGGCACCUAUAGCUUUGUGAAAAAAACAUUUCAGAAGUGCUUCAGGAAAUGUGUAUACUCAGUUAACACAAACAUUUCAUUUCAGUCUGGAGGGGGAGGAUUGGCAUCCCGGUUGUGUUUUUCAUUACAUCAUCACGUCAUUAUCCAACUAUUAUACAUUAACAGGCUGACUCUGCCUAAUUGUGCACUAUACUGCAGUGUUACAGGAUGCAGUACAAGUUUAUUAAGCAAUCAUACACACGUUGUAGCCAGAAGUACUUCCGUUGUGUCAUAGUAUUGUGAUGUCAUUGUAGGCAUAGCGGUUAACAGGAAUAUAAUCUUGUGAGAGUUAAUAUUCUUGAAGCAUAAAGUAGGAAAGGCAUUUCUUGAGGUUUGUAUUGCUUUUUUAACCAGUCUUUCUUUUGUUUUUGAAGUUAUUAUAAAAAAUGUACUAUAUUCCUUUUUUAACCUUAGAGGUUAACUGAAGGCCAAUUUAAGCAAAAAGAAUAGUUUGUGACAUUAUGAAGAGAAUGUUUUGUUAUUCUUUUUCGUUAUUUGUACAGCACACAGCCACAAACAUGUCUGUUCUUAUCUGGAUCCUUGUCUAUGCUACUGUCUGUGGUUCCAUUUAUAGGACUGAAUUCAAUCAGCCACUUACCCUAUCUUUGACUGAUGGAAGUGUACUUCAGACACAGAGCUUGAUGAGUUUAGCUGUCACCAAAAUGAACGAGGGAGAAUAAUGCUUUUCACAUUGGGAAAAAGUAAGGAAAAGUGGUGAUUGAAUCAAGGCUAUUGCAGAAAGUCUCUGUCGGGUAGUGGUUCCCAAAAUGGGGAGCGUGACCCCCCUGGGAGGGCACAGAGAGACAACAACGGGGGUGCAGGGAGGGUUGAAGGAAAAAGGCACAGUGCUGGAUGUGUGUAGGCGGGGACUUAAAUACUGUCUUAUUAUCUACUGGGUUACCAACCUCAGCGAAUCGAUAGCCGGCUUCUCAUUUACCACCUCCAGCUUAUCAGCUGCUAGAUUGGUUGCCAGCUUCGAUUAGGAUAUACAGUGCGUGCUGCCAGUCUCUCAGUAGUCUUAUCUCUGGCACUUACCCGGCACCAUAGUACCGUUACCACAGGGGGGCCUGACCCAAGAAAUUUGGGAACCACUGGUGUAGAUGUUAUUUGGGUGGGUGAGGGGGGCUUUCAGCACUUGAAUGAAGUUUGUGUAAGGUUUGCGUAAAUAGAAGCACGCAGUAUACAAUCUCUCUGUGAUGAGCUUGACUCUAAGGCUGUUUUUAGUGCUGCAGUGUUUUUUUAUGUCAGGAACGUAAAAAGGCAAUGAUCUGGGGCUGCUUUUGUAAUGAUACCAAACUGAAGGUGAGAGUAUGUGGCAUGCUGGUGAUUUGUUUAUUUAUAACUCUGGUUGUACGGUCGUGGUGAUUGUGCAUACCCAAAGGACAAUUUAUCUGCCGAAAUUAAGCACAUUUUGUAGUAGAAAAAAAAACGUAGUAAUGAUUUGUUCUGUUUACAUUGUGGUGCAGUUAUCCCUGAAAACAUUUAGCACACUUUUAGUAUGCAUGGUUAAUGCCGAAUACUUGUUGCACUGAAUUAAAUGUCUGCUCAGCUUUAAUAGUUUUCUGGAAACUCAUCGGAAUAGACUACUGUAAGUGACAGUCUGAGUCUAAAACCUCCACUGCAAAUCUUUAUGGGAACAGAACUGAUUUUAAAGGCAUGCUCUUAAUGUAAUGAUUUGGUAUUUAUAUUUUUAAGGAUGGUAUUAUAAGAUUUUAAAAAAGAUUUUUACUUUCAGUAAAGCACAGUAGAUGAAACCUUUUCCCCAAGGCCUUCGCAAUAAUCUUUUGUUUUUUUCAAUGCUUCAUAAAUAUGUUGUAUUCUGACAAAUAGUUGCAUUUUCAUGAAGGAACAAACAUUGUGCAUUUACUGUAUGCUUAUAAGGAUGUGUGGUGAAAAUGUAAAACUGCACUUUCAUUUGACCAUUUUCUGUAAUUGUAGCUUCACCAUAUCAUUUGCUUUUGCUCUCUCUCUGGAGUGGAUAUUGCUUGCCUUAUUUAUGCAUAUCAGUUUAUAUGUUUGGAAUAUGUCAGGCUUAAAAUAUGUUUUAAACCUCCAAGAUUUAUAUCCUCCAAGCCUGUUUCUGACAUGAUAUUGAAUCUUGCUGAAUAAAACAUCUCAUCUUCAUAGUUGAGUAUGUAUUUUAUAUGGCAAGCUGUUGCUGGCUGGUAACUAAUUGUCCUGUCAGAAAAUUCAAAAUGUUUUGUUCAACCAUUGAAAUGUUAAAUUAAAUAUUGAUUAUUUUGCUGUUAAUUAAGUUCUACACAAGCAUGCUUUUAAGAUCGGAUUUCUGUUACUUACCUAAGUAUUUUUUUGAUCAAAGUGCCCACAAGCACAUUUCUGUUUUGUCUGUUGGUUUUAGUUAGUAUGCAAGUCAUAUACAGCAGCCAUUGAGAUACUGCAUGUUGUGUUCUGGCUUCAGCCCAACUAGAUGUUUGUGUGUAAAAAGCCUUCUGACCAGCAGGGGGCAGCCUACAGCCUGCAAGCCUGCUGUAUCUGGCCCAUGACAUUCCAAAUAAUUUUUAAAAAAUACACUUAUUAGGGCACCAAAAAUGAAAACAUACGCAUUUUUCCAUAGCUGUAAGUAAUGAUUUCAGAAUACAGUGUAAAAUGGAGUAUUUGACUUGAUGUAUAAUUUUGUUUUGUAUUAUUCUGAACAUUGUAUUUGCUAUUUUCCGUGAACUUGUAGGUAGUAAUUGCAGCCUGCUGAAAAUGCAGCUCACCUGCAAGACUUGGUAGUCUAACCUUGGUUGACUUAACCUGUGAUAAUUAAAGAUUCCAAUGACAAAACCAAACCGAUGCUGGUUACAGACCAGAUAAUGGUGAACUGCUUUAGAUUUCUGCAGAUUAUGCACCAUUCAUUCAUCUGAAAAUGCAUCAACAUGUUAUAAUUUAUGUAUAUUCUCUGUAUAUUUUUUUAAAUUAAACCAAUAUACGUAAUAUAUACUCAAUAACCCAGUCACGACUCACCAUUGUCAUAAUACAAAUUGUAUUGUUGGCAUCUGUUUUACUACCCAAUGGUUGCUUUUCACUGUUGUCUUUUCGUAUUUCCCUUGAAAAGUAAUUUUGUCUACACAGUUCUUUGAGGCCUGAUAUGGAUUUUUAUUUGGAUGUACAGUACUGGCCAAAAGUAUUAGGCCACCUGCGGUUUUAAAAAAAAGCUUUGGUAGAGAAGAAUUCAGUUAAUAUAUGUGCAUUUGUUGAAUAGCAAACCAAUCCACAAUUGUGUCCCCUAAUUUCUACCUACAGGUUCAAUUACAGAAAAAGAUUUGUUUUACUUAAAAAUAAUCUUAGACAUGACUUUCCUCAAAAUAAGCUCAUUUGGCUUAAAUUACUAUUUUAAAAAUUAUGGAAGUCUAUGCAAUCAUUUUACAAAGUGGGAGGUGGAGGGGUAGUUAAAUUGAGUGAAAUAUUAUAUACCUUAAGUUUUUUUAAAACCACAGGUAGCCUAAUAACAUUGGCUUGUAGUGUAAGUAAAAUAGGCACUAAAGCUGAGAGAAAUAUGGCAAAGAAGAAGGUGUUAGGCUUACAUGUGCAGGGCCAAGUAAACAUAUUGUGGCACGGUUAUUCCCCACAAGAACAUGCAAAGAAGCUUAAGAUUUCCAGGUGCAGUGUUCAGUACACACUCAGAAGGGUCCAGCUGAUGGGCAAUAAUGUUAACAGGAGAAGAUUGGGAAGAUCAUAAGGCAGUAGACAAAUAUCUUGGUAGUGCCUCACUUGUUCUUCUUUGCCAUAUUUCUAGCACUUAUAGUGUCUAUUUUACUUGCACUACAGGCUAAAGAAAUUAGGCUACCUGGGUUUUUUUUUAAAAAAGGUAAAUAAGAUUUCACUUUAAUUACUCCUCCACAUCCCUCCCAUCCCUCCACCCUAACUUUGCAAAAUGAUUGGAUAGACUUCCAAUUUUUAAUUUAAUUGUAAUUAAGCCAAAGGAGGCAAUUUCUAGGAAAGUCAUAUAAGAUUACUUUUAUGUGAAACUCAUGUUUGUGUUAUUGUAGAUACAAAUUGAAAAAAAAGUUUGUAAUUUGUUAUUAAAUAAAUGCACAUACAUUAACUGAAUUCUUCUCUACCUAAAGUUUAUUUUUUAAGUAUUGGUGGCCUGAUACUUUGUGUAAAAGAAACUUUGUGCAGAAAGGAAGUCAUGAAUCUGAGGCUGACAGCUUAAAUAUCAGUCAGACUGUGUGUAAGGCUGUUUGAGUGUUGUAUCUAGCUGAGGCAGUUACUUUUAGUGCAGGAGCAGAGCCCAUGGGCCAGAACCACAGAAGUUCUGAUUGGCUGAGAGCCCCUCAAGGGGCUUAUAAUUGGCCGACCAUCAGGACUACAGGUUGUUUGGGAGGCUGUUAGCUUCACAUUAGUGUCUCCUCUGGACACUCCUGCGCUUGCAAUCUCAGUGAAAAGACGGUUGGCUGCCAUCAUGAAUUUGCAGCCUCCUGAGUCAACACAGAAUGUUGCAGGGCUACUACAAGCCUGCAUUUAGAGGUGGCCCACUCCAGGUUUAUGGGGGAAAUGUGUGAGUAAAAACGAAUGUUGUUAUUUUUACAGUUUAAAAAUAUAUAUUUAUUUAAAGUAAACCGCAUCAAAAAA
Molecule: messenger RNA, 6914 nt
Organism: Anguilla anguilla (European eel)
Lineage: Eukaryota; Metazoa; Chordata; Actinopteri; Anguilliformes; Anguillidae
Product: transmembrane protein 65-like
Exons: 8
Coding region: 602-1327 (241 amino acids)
Biological process (GO): regulation of cardiac conduction; cardiac ventricle development
Cellular component (GO): mitochondrion
Source: RefSeq, a predicted model, not a curated record